Messenger RNA from Ostertagia ostertagi, 438 nucleotides. The record is from the annotation of a GenBank genome assembly. Lineage: Eukaryota; Metazoa; Nematoda; Chromadorea; Rhabditida; Trichostrongylidae.
AUGAGCAAUUCAAAAAAAUAUUUCUCUAGUUCGUUGCGCUCACGUGUGGCGUCGUUAGCUGCCCUUUGUCAGCAGUAUUUCUUCUUUGUGCUGGUACUGUUCAUCGCUGAAAUCGUGGCCAUUGUGCUGUACUUCGUUUACAAGAGUAGUAUACGCGACAGUUUCGUGACGGUGUGGCGUAACGAGUUGGUGAAUAAGUAUCAGUCUUCACAGACAAUUCGGGAAACACUCGACAAUAUCCAAUCGCAGGUGACUUUCAUUGAGAGUCGUAAUCAACAUCCUAAGAAUAUCGGUUGUGCCACCUAUAUAUGGCAACUGUUGGAGUCGAACUUCAUCUAUGUGAUCGUCGUGGCUGCCAUUAUUCUUAUAGUUGAGUUCUUCGCAAUGAUCUUCUCAUGUGUAUUGGUGAGCGCUGUCAAAGAGAAGAGGAACAGUUAA